CCUUGUCAGCAGGAGAGCAGUAAGGUCAAGUAAUGAGAGCAGCAAAGCAGCUGAUGAAGGUGUUCGUCACAAGGAGAUUGCCCCCAGAAGGGCAGAAACUACUGUCUCAGGUUGACACCUGCAGUGUCCAGCAAUGGGAUUCAGACGAGCCAAUACCAAGGGAUGAGCUGAUAAAAGGAGUUGUUGGGGCUCAUGGGAUACUUUGUGUCUUGUCGGACAAGAUUGAUAGAGAAGUUUUGGAUACUGCUGGCCCUAACCUCAAGGUUAUCAGCACGCUGUCUGUUGGCUUUGAUCAUUUGUCUUUGGAUGAAAUAAAAAAGCGGGGAAUUCGUGUGGGCUACACUCCAGAUGUUCUGACUGAUGCUACAGCAGAGCUUACUGUAGCAUUGCUAUUGGCUACCUGUCGUCGUCUGCCAGAAGCUAUAGAAGAGGUUAAAAAUGGAGGAUGGAAAUCUUGGACACCAAUGUGGAUGUGUGGAUCAGGCCUUUCUAACAGCACUGUAGGAGUCGUUGGUUUGGGCAGAAUUGGACUGGCUGUAGCACGUCGCCUUGUCCCAUUUGGUGUUAAAAAAAUUCUAUACACAGGACGCCAACCCAGACCUGAAAGUGCCAAGGAAAUAGACGCUGAAUAUGUGUCUUGUGAGAAGCUUGCAGAGGAAUCAGACUUUGUCAUUGUGACUUGCUCUCUAACACCUGAAACUGACGGGCUCUGCAACAAAGCUUUCUUUCAAAGAAUGAAGAAGACCUCUAUUUUCAUUAACACAAGUCGAGGUUCUGUAGUAAACCAAGAAGAUCUUUAUGAUGCCUUGACAAGUGGGCAGAUUGCGGCUGCUGGCCUGGAUGUUACAACUCCUGAACCUAUUCCGACAGACCAUCCCCUACUCAGCCUGAAAAACUGUGUGAUUUUACCUCAUAUUGGAAGUGCCACUUACGAAACAAGAAACGCAAUGUCCGUCCUGACUGUAAAUAAUCUGCUUAAAGGCCUAGCCGGAGAGCCAAUGCCCUGCGAAGUAAAACUGUAACUAUGCCAUCUGGACAUAAACCAUCAUCCAUAGAGAAGGAUUUUUUGCAAGACAUGCUCCAUCUCUUGUCCUGCACAAUGAAACAGGUGUUAACAUGUGAAAUAAAUCGUUUUUCUUAUUCUUUUGACAA
Pelobates fuscus (common spadefoot toad) is the source of this 1152-nucleotide messenger RNA. RefSeq names its product glyoxylate and hydroxypyruvate reductase (gene GRHPR). Gene Ontology annotation, molecular function: hydroxypyruvate reductase [NAD(P)H] activity; hydroxypyruvate reductase (NADH) activity; NAD binding. Gene Ontology annotation, cellular component: cytosol. The coding region runs from base 33 to 1022 and encodes 329 amino acids. The record is from RefSeq and is a predicted model, not a curated record. The transcript is spliced from 9 exons. Lineage: Eukaryota; Metazoa; Chordata; Amphibia; Anura; Pelobatidae.